Propithecus coquereli (Coquerel's sifaka) is the source of this 935-nucleotide messenger RNA. It is a transcript of the gene BLOC1S4, whose product is annotated as biogenesis of lysosomal organelles complex-1, subunit 4, cappuccino. Gene Ontology annotation, cellular component: BLOC-1 complex. Lineage: Eukaryota; Metazoa; Chordata; Mammalia; Primates; Indriidae. Bases 63 to 710 code for a protein of 215 amino acids. The record is from RefSeq and is a predicted model, not a curated record. The transcript has a single exon.
GCGCGCGGACGUGAGUGCGCAGAGCCGGAAGCGUCGCUGCGCAGAGCGGGUGGCCGUGGGUCAUGGAGGCUCGGUCUGCCGGUCUGCAGCGCGAGGGGCCGGCGGAAGAGGCCGAGGCGCAGGGCGCCGCUUGGAGCGGGGACAGCGGUACGGUGUCCCAGAGCCACAGCAGCGCCUCGGGGCCGUGGGAGGACGAGGGCGCGGAGGACGGCUCGCCGGGCCGGGACCUGCCGCUGCUGCGCCGCGCCGCCGCGGGCUACGCCGCCUGCCUGCUGCCCGGGGCCGGGGCGCGGCCCGAGGUCGAGGCCCUGGACGCCAGCCUCGAAGACCUGCUCACCAGAGUGGACGAGUUCGUGGGCAUGCUGGACAUGAUUCGCGGCGACUCGUCGCACGUCGUCAGUGAGGGGGUGCCUCGCAUUUACGCGAAGGCCGCCGAGAUGAGGCGAAUCUACGGCAGGAUCGACAAGCUGGAGGCCUUCGUGAGGAUGAUCGGCAACAGCGUGGCCAGGAUGGAGGAGCAAGUGACCAAAGCCGAAGCCGACCUGGGGGCUUUCCCCAGGGCCUUCAAAAAACUCCUGCACACAAUGAACGUGCCCUCCCUCUUUAACAAGUCGUCCCCCUCGAGGCUGCAGCAAACGGGCUACGAACCCCCCACCUUGUUUCGGACGGAAGACUACUUCCCUUGUUGCAGUGAAAGACCUCAGCUAUGAGUGGUCUCACCACUCCUGCAAGAGGACCCCAGCUGAGAUUCUUAUCUCGAGCAUUAAGUUAAUUAAAAUCCUAUUAAUAGGCAUGUAUGAUGUUGGAGUACGAAAUAUUUAGUUUCCUUUCUGCAAACUCUACUUCUCAAUAUAUUCAUUAUUCCCUAUAGAAUGUAUAGAUUUUCUAUGUCUUCCAAUUUUUUUUUUUAAUAGAGCCAGAGUCUCGCUGUGUUG